GGAAGGAUACAGACAAGUGAACAGGACACCGAAGAGAGCACACUUGUGCUCUUCACACUUCGGCUGCUUUCACAAGUCCAGCAAACUACUGUAGGAUGCCUGUUAUCAAUGUAGAGGAGAAUCUCGAUAAUUGCCACGGUCUGCAACGGGACAUUUUGCUUAUUUGAUUUUGCACACGAAGAGAAUUUUCAUUUUUAUUUUUUUUUAUUUUUUUACAAAAGGUAGCCUAGAGGAGUCCGGGUAGGUUGGAGGGCACCUUUUGGGAGCACAGAGAGGGUGAUUCUCUAUGGUGAAGAUGAGUCUGGACCCUUUACAGGUGAUGAGCGGACAGGUCAAAGAGCUCAAAGUUUCCCCUUCGUCCAACGGGGACAGCAGAGGAUCAUGGGAAGAGAAAGAAGAGUUUGAUCAGGACCACUUGGGCCUCACCACCAAGCCAAAACUAGUGACAGGGAGACGAGCCCGGAAGGUGGAGGGAGGCGUGUUCUUUCCAAAGCCAGAGAACGCUGUGUCCAUUGCAGUCUCUUCUCGGGUCUUGUUUCGGACCGAGCGGGAGCAGGAGGUGUAUCUGCAGAAAGGGGUGGAGGAGUAUCUGAGAUACCAAAUCGAACACGAGAACGAACCCUUCGCCCCUGGACCCGCUUUCCCCUUCGUCAAGGCUCUGGAGGCGGUGAACACUCGUCUGCGGGAGCUGUACCCACUAAGCGAAGAACUGUUUGACAUUGUUUUGGUGACGUAUAACCAUGCCCACGUAGGAAUCCGGCUCAUCAACACCAUCAAUCAUCACAACUUGUUUAUUGAGAGGUUUUGUAUGACGGGAGGAAGCAGUCCAAUUGGCUACCUAAAGGCCUGGCACACCAACCUGUACCUGUCUGCUGACGCUGACAAGGUCCGGGAGGCGCUGGCUGAAGGCAUCGCAGCAGCCACCAUGUUCAUGACAGAGAAGCUGACAGAGGUAUCAGAGUCCCAGCUGAGGGUGGCAUUUGAUGGUGAUGCUGUUCUCUUCUCUGAUGAAUCUGAGCGCAUCUUCAAGGCACAUGGGCUGGACAAGUUCUUUGAACAUGAGAGGGACAACGAGGACACGCUAUUGGAUCAUGGACCUCUGAAGGGCUUCCUGGAAGCACUGGGGAAGCUCCAGAAAAAGUUUUACGCUAAAGGCCAUCGCCUGGACUGUCCCAUCCGAACAUUCUUGGUCACAGCGCGUAGUGCGGCCAGCUCUGGUAUCCGGGCACUGAAGACACUCAGGGCCUGGGGCCUGGAGAUCGAUGAGGCCUUGUUCCUUGCAGGGGCACCGAAGGGCCCCAUGCUGGAGAAGAUCAGGCCUCACAUCUACUUUGAUGAUCAGAUGUUUCACGUGGAGGGAGCGGCUGAGAUGGGCACCGUUGCUGCCCAUGUGCCCUACGGCAUUGCACAGAAACAUAAUCUCAUACAGAAAAGCAGUGUUGGGAAGUAGGAAGCAGGACUUCAUUGAGAAGAGCAAAGUGAAGCUGAGCGGUUUCAGAGAGCUUGGAAAAGUGAACUUGUACGGAAUUGUAUGUGGAAAUGCAUAAUUUCCAUGGCAAUUGUAUUGUAAGUUUGUUCAAUCACAAUGUCAACUGUCUCAGCUUAAUGCCAUCAUGUUAUAAGUUAGAUCAGGUCUGGAUAGUGGACAAGUAGAUCUUGCUUUAUGUGGGAAAUUCAAAGGUGCUUGUUUGCCAUGGUGACCUGCUAUUUCUCUCACUACUACUUGUCUUCAUUAAAAAGGACACCUCUUCAGUGAAUGCUGGAGGAUACCGGAUGAAUGGCUUCACUUAAGUAAAGCACAAAGACUGCAAUGUAUGAUGGCAAUAAAUGAGUCAUAAGCACAAUGUAGAGAUAUUAUAAGGUUAAAAAUGAUAGCGAUGUACUGUAGCACAAGAGUCAUAAUUUAAAGUGUCAAACUUUUUACAGAGUUUGACUUCACAGGGACGUAACAUACUUUUCAGUUGGUGCCUUAGUUUCUAUGAAGACAGCCACACUAGCGAGAGUAAAAUAUCUUGACUGUUGGAUGGAUUGCCAUACAAUUCAGUACAGACAUUUAUAGUGUGCAGAGAAUGAAACCUAAUGAAUUUGGCGGCGAUCCCCUGAGUUUUAAUGCUUCACAGGUUUAAAAAGUUUCAGUUAAUUACCGAACACCUCUAAAGCUAUAGACUCAAUUCCUGCGCCUCAGAUGCACACGAUACCGUUAGCAUGCAUACGUUUCAUCUCUUAGCAUGUUAAAUGUAUUUCGUAAUAGCGAAAAAAGUAUAUUUUAUUAUUCUGUUAGUCCAAAAUAUAGACAGCCAUAACUUUCAGUGGGUGCCUUUAGUUUCAAUGAAGACACUAUUUAUAGCUAUGCCAGCAGCGUAAUCUUGGUCCAGGGAAUAUCUCAUAUAUCUCAACAACUUGGAAGUAAGUUUCAACAGGGCAAAAUUGUUCAAGUUCAACGAUCACUUCAAGAAAGGACCCCUCCAAUGAUUGAUUCAUGACCAACUUCCAUCACCCUCACAGCUGCACCAUAACGGUUGCAUGUUUCCUAGCAUGUUAAAUGUUUUCAUAAGACCGAAUAUAGGAAUAUGUUAUUAUUCUGUUUGUCCAAGUCAGAAAAAACUUAAAGUGAAGAAACUUGUAUAGCCUUGCUAACAGGGGUCCACUUUGUUCCAGAGAGAAAAAUCUCGACAACUUGGAAUAUGGAGUCCCCUUUAAUGAAGCGCCAGUCACAUUUCAAAAUUGAAUAAACCUUCAACCUUUCACUUCAUGACACCUCUAUAACUAACUAAACUGAAUUUCCUUCAGUUGCAGCUGUACCGUUAGCAUGCUAUGUUUUUACUAUGCUAGCAUGCUAAUGUUAAUGGUCUUAAAGUCAAUCUGAGCAAAUGAGUAAACUGAGUAAACCUGAGGAUGAUUCAAGUUGAGUGAAUAAUUGCAGUUCUGGUCUAAAAUAUCCCAAAAUGGCUGCUUGAUGUGUACAAAGACAUGGCUUCGCUCACUCGGGCCAAUGUUAGACCACACAUUUGCUUUACUAGAGAUUAAAAGAAGAAAAGCAAACGUUUAAAUGUCCAUGUUUGAUUCAUCCAACAAUUUAGCUUCCCAACGUAUAGUAUAUAAUGCAUAUUACAGCCUAAAAGGCUUUCUGUUUAGUAAGCCAUCCUGGUAGCUAAUAUGAGGGCAUUACAGCCUCUCGGAAGGGUGAUGUGGUUCCUCACCAACUGAUGUAUCACCAAUAAGUAUUUAACAAGCAGCAGUCUUUUUUUACUUCUGUGUGAUCGAUGAACAUGAAUUUGUCUAUCAUUAACAAAAAGGCCACAGUGGCCUUUUGAAAAUGUCAACUUCACAUCACUCUGUAACUGCUGGCAAGUCCUUGGAAAUCUUCCCUCUAGUGUAUAUUCCGUGAUGCUUUGUUACACCUCAUCAGCCGUCUGAGGAGCUUGAAGCUCGGAAACAUGACAAGCAAUCCACAUGGUUAAUUUCACAGUCAAAACACAUAAUUGAACAGAUGUGUCUUUUGGCGGACGUUUGCCCUCAAAUGAUGGCUGGGUUAUCGGAGGAUACGGUUUCAGCAGGAUUCGUCAGGCCAGUUUGGACUUUACUGGGACAUUUAGGAAAUAGAUUAUUGCAGAUGAAGCAAGGUUUAAACAUUUUAACAACAAGUUCAUGACAACAUUAUUGACACUUAUGAAACACAAAUCGCAUUGCAACAAUAAAAUGUAAAUGAAAACUAAUAAAGAUGUCAAUUAUA
Perca flavescens (yellow perch) is the source of this 3733-nucleotide messenger RNA. It is a transcript of the gene nt5c1aa, whose product is annotated as 5'-nucleotidase, cytosolic IAa. Gene Ontology annotation, biological process: nucleotide metabolic process; adenosine metabolic process. Gene Ontology annotation, cellular component: cytoplasm; cytosol. The coding region runs from base 287 to 1450 and encodes 387 amino acids. The transcript is spliced from 7 exons. Lineage: Eukaryota; Metazoa; Chordata; Actinopteri; Perciformes; Percidae. Gene Ontology annotation, molecular function: 5'-nucleotidase activity; magnesium ion binding; nucleotide binding. The record is from RefSeq and is a predicted model, not a curated record.